UGAUGAUAAAAACCAGAUUCGACUGUAUUGGAAUUUUGAAUGAGAAAUGUCAUUGGAGCUUGACCAAACUGCGGGUCAGGGCAGGAACACCAGAAGAUUCAGUUGGCGCCAGCAUCAGCGUUCCCAUUAUGAUGAACAGCCCUCCGAGAAACUACACACGCUCCUAUUGAUCGGCAAAAAAAGUUGGUAAAGGAUAGACAGGACAGACAGGACAGACAGGACAGACAGGACAGA
Gamsiella multidivaricata is the source of this 234-nucleotide messenger RNA. RefSeq lists its product as uncharacterized. The record is from RefSeq and is a predicted model, not a curated record. The transcript has a single exon. NCBI's taxonomy places the organism in Eukaryota, Fungi, Mortierellomycota, Mortierellomycetes, Mortierellales, Mortierellaceae. The annotation marks the transcript as partial.